AUGAAACUAUCGCUGUCUAUAUUCUUGUGCAUAGCUGCUUACCAUCAGCUGGCAGUGUCAGUGGCAGCCCAAUCAUCUCCCUUUUACUACCAAGAUUAUGAGACAUCCUAUCACUCAGAGUAUGCUAAACAGGGCAAAAUGGUCCAGCAAGGAAGAACUGGUGUGGCAGCCAUGCAUGCUGUGUUGUUAAAUGAAAGAAGUAUACUGAUCAUAGAUAAAGCCGAGGAAAAUGAAGCUAAAUUAGACUCUGGAGUCAGCGCAUUUUCAUCCUUGUACGAUAUUGAGACCAACACCUAUAGAACAUUGCUGUUGGAAACAAACACAUUCUGUUCAGCAGGCGGGUUUCUGGCAAAUGGCACCUUUAUCAGCACCGGUGGAGCAGAGAGUAGAGGUGCUUGGAAGGCAGGCAGAGGACAUCAGUCGAUUCGACAUUUCCAACCUUGCUCAGACGAUAGCUGCUCUUGGGUCGAGUAUCCAACCGGGAAAAUGUACAGUAACCGUUGGUAUCCCACUGUAGAGCAACUGCCAGAGGGUGAUUUGAUCAUCAUCGGUGGCUCCAUUGCUGGUACCAAAUACAACACCAAAGAGAAGAAUGUGCCUUCUUACGAAUUUUGGCCACCAAGAACAGAGGAGCCUAUUCAACUCGACUUGCUAUUACACACAUUGCCUUAUAAUUUGUACCCUUUUGUUUUCCUACUGCCAGACGGCAACUUGUUUAUAUUUGCAUCAACAAAAUCCAUCAUCUACGACUACAACAACCACAGAGUCGUCAAGGAACUCCCUCGCAUGCCUGGUGUGCCGCGAUCCUAUCCCUUGACAGGUGGAGCUGUCAUGUUGCCACUGGAUCCAGACAACGACUACAAUGUAGAGAUAUUGAUUUGUGGAGGAUCAUCCAGCCCAAAAGCCACCAGCGCAGCUGACGACACUUGCGGGCGCAUCAAUCUAGGCGACAAAGAUCCUCAGUGGGAGAUGGACACAUUCAUACACAAGCGAGUGAUGCCAGAUGGUGUGAUACUAUCUGACGGCAGCCUGAUUUGGGUAAACGGCUGUCAACGUGGCUAUGCAGGAUACAAAGAUGCCAACCAUGAUCCCACCUUUGAUCCCCUUAUUUACAACCACAAGAAACCACUAGGGAAGCGAUGGACACAAGGAUUGGAUAACACGGAUAUUGCGCGCAUGUAUCAUUCUGUCGCAUUGGCACUGCCUGACGGUCGAUUAUGGAUUGCAGGCUCCAAUAGCGUUGAUCCACCUGACAUUCAUGCAAAAUACCCAACCGAAUACCGAGUGGAAUACUAUACACCGCCUCACUUGUACAAGCGACCUGAAGAUGCUCGACCUAGAAUAUCGCAUGUGCCCAGAGUAGUGACAUAUGACCAGGAAUUUGAGGUUCUAUUGCACCUUCAAGACAAUGUCAAGGAUGCAAAGAAACUCAAGGUGGCCAUCAUGAGACCUGGAUUCAGCACACACUCGAUGCACAUGUCUCAACGUUAUGUGUACCUUCGCUACCAAGUGGACCCAGCCUUCGAGACACUCAAAAUCAUGGCACCACCCAAUGCCAAUAUCUAUCCUCCCGGCUCUGCGUAUCUGAUUGUCACUUAUGAUGGCGUUCCAUGCAAAGGAACCGAAUUCUUUAUAGAAAAAGAUGUCAAUGAUUUGCAAAUCUAA
Molecule: messenger RNA, 1665 nt
Organism: Mucor velutinosus
Lineage: Eukaryota; Fungi; Mucoromycota; Mucoromycetes; Mucorales; Mucoraceae
Gene: LHS1
Product: lumenal Hsp70 protein
Exons: 4
Coding region: 1-1665 (554 amino acids)
Source: RefSeq, a predicted model, not a curated record